Messenger RNA from Anneissia japonica, 830 nucleotides. RefSeq names its product tropinone reductase homolog At2g29150-like. NCBI's taxonomy places the organism in Eukaryota, Metazoa, Echinodermata, Crinoidea, Comatulida, Comatulidae. The coding region runs from base 58 to 813 and encodes 251 amino acids. The transcript has 9 exons. Gene Ontology annotation, molecular function: oxidoreductase activity. The record is from RefSeq and is a predicted model, not a curated record.
GUCAUACAGGCCUGUGCUUGCAAGAAUUUUACUCACUAAUUUUGGAUGUUAUAAACAAUGGGAGGAAAGGUAGCUAUAGUUACAGGCAGCAGCUCGGGAGUUGGUGAAGCAAUCGCCAUACAUCUAGCGUCAUUGGGAUACCGUCUGACAGUCGCCGGCAGAAAUGCGGAAAAUCUGCUAAAAGUAGUGAACAAAUGCAAAGAACAAGGCUUAGCAGAUAAAGAGAUUCUGUCUAUGACUGGUGAUGUGAACGAUGUAGAAUUCCUGAAGAAGAUGGCAAACGAUACAAAUGAAUACUUCAAUAGGGUAGAUCUUCUGGUUAACAACGCCGGAGUUGGAUGUAUGAAGCAUCUGUCUGAAACUACGGUAGAGGACUACGAUCUUGUCAUGUCAACCAAUCUCAGAUCGGCAUUCUUUGCAUCACAGGCAGCCUUACCGUUUCUCAAAGAAUCAAAAGGUAGUGUAGUGAACGUGUCAUCUUGUGGAAGCUUACAACCUUCUAAAUUAUGCGUUUACACGAUGUCAAAAGCUGGUAUGGACCAACUGACUUUGAACACAGCAAAAGCAUUUGCCGAAUAUGGAAUAAGAGUAAAUUCAGUAAAUCCCGGAGUUAUGGUCACUAAUUUAUUCAAUGCCGCUGAUUUUAGUCAUAACAAGGUUAUGGAUAUGGUAAAAUGGAUGCACGCACUUCAAAAUCGACCUGUAAAAUUAGACGAAGUUGCUACAGCAGUUGCAUUUUUAGCCUCCGAACAAGCAGCAAUGAUUACUGGUUGCAUUUUGCCGAUAGAUGGCGGUUUCCAUUUAGGAAAGUAGCUUUUGUUUUUAAGAGU